Drosophila subpulchrella is the source of this 2937-nucleotide messenger RNA. RefSeq lists its product as uncharacterized. NCBI's taxonomy places the organism in Eukaryota, Metazoa, Arthropoda, Insecta, Diptera, Drosophilidae. The transcript has 2 exons. The coding region runs from base 1187 to 1822 and encodes 211 amino acids. The record is from RefSeq and is a predicted model, not a curated record.
CCGAUAAAACCGUAUCGUUAUGCGGUCCCGAGGAUUUUAAUUGGUCUAGACCAUGCGGACUUAGGAAUACCUAUGCAGAAAGAAGCUUCGGAGCAGGAGGACCUUAUGCAGCCGCUACCAAACUGGGAUGAGUGGUUGUUGGGCCUGUAAGAAGUCAGAUGAGUUCACCAAUCCAGAGAUCAUGCCUCCUAGCCGUCCCCCAGUAUGAUCAUCUCGAGAAGAUGAUCAGCGACUAUUUCGAAAUAGAGAAUUUUGGAGUGAAGCCGGCGCCACCAGUCGCAGCUAGUGGCGAUGCACUGGCUUUGGGAAUCCUGGACGAGACGACUAGGCGAGUGGGCCAACGAUACCAAACUGGAUUGCUGUGGAAAGAUGAUAACGUGAGCCUGCCAGACAGUUAUAACAUAGCACUCAAGAAACUUGUCAACAUUGAAAGGAAGAUGAGACGGGAUGACAACUUUGCGCGGGUUUACAACUCGAUCAUGGAGGACUACGUCAACAAGGGUUAUGCACGACGGAAAGAUCCGUCUAGUCUUCGAUGCCGCAGCAAAGGUGCUGACACAGCCACAGGAUAGAUGCGCCCAGAGAUUCCAGUGGAGGAAUGGAUAUGACCGGCGAGAUCCAGAUCUGUACGAAAUGGUGGUGAUGACGUUCGGAGCCGCUUGUUCGCCGUGCUCAGCGCAUGACGUGAAGACCAUAAAUGCUUCAAGAUACGCCCAAGCAGAUCCUUGCGCGGUGCAGGCCAUCAGUGAGUAUCACUAUGUAGAUGACUACGUGGAUAGCUUCUCGGACGAGAAUGAAGCUAUCGCUGUAUCAGCACGAGUAAGGAAAAUUCAUGCUGAGGCUGGAUUCGACUUGUGCCGUUUCUCUUCUGAGAUUUGGCGGAGAGGAGUUCAGUGGGACUAUGAUGAAGACGAUGACGAUCCCACGCCUGGAGCUUCAAGCAGCUGUAUGAGGAACCAGACUGACGGACACCGUAAGACGAGAGCUCGACGUAUCGAUCAGCAGACGCGUGCUAUGGACUGACUCUAAGACCGUGCUGCACUGGAUAAGCACCACCCACCGGCGGUAUAAGCAGUUCGUUAGAAACCGGGUGGUGGAGAUCUUAGAGUCAACGGAGGUGUCUCAAUGGAGGUGGAUACCGUCUGCCGAAAACGUGACAAAUGACGCGAAGAGGCCACAACGCUAUAUGGACCUUAGCCAAGGGGCGAGGUGGAUAAGCGGGCCAUCGUUUAUGCGGGAGUCAGAAGAAUGGUGGCCCAAGCCUUCUCCAAGCGAUCGCGAUAGUCCACACUUCGCAGAAGAAGAGAUGCCGAGUGAGUUUGCAGUGGUAAUUGAAAACAAGUUUAUAUCUUUGCAGAAAUUUUCGAAUUAUAAUCGAUUGGUCAGGACCACAGCGUGGAUCCUCAGGUUCAUACGACGGUGCCGUGGAUUAUGGGACGAGUGUGAGGCCUACGGUCUUACAGCUACUGAGUGUGCGGAGGCAGAACGGAAACUGAUCCAGCGCGCCCAGGCUGAUACAUUUGCAAAUGAAGUUCAAGAAAAGGCAGUGGCGAAAGGCAGUCAGUUACGAGAACUCUCGCCUUACAUCGACCACGAUGAAAUCAUACGAGCGUGUGGACGGAUUGAUGCCUCCGAAUGGGUGCCAUUCAGCGCACGGCGCCCGAUCAUACUGUCGCACAAACACGCGCUGGCGGAGAUUAUUGUUCGUCACUACCAAGGAAAGAUGAAGCACCAGAAUCUAAACGCGACCAUAAGCGAGAUCCGGACAGGGUUCUGGAUAAACAAUUUAAGGAGAGUUUUGCGGAGAAUUAUGGCAAGCUGAAAUUUAACAUAUGCAAACUCCGGAGAGUUCGACCAAUACCGCCGUUGAUGGGUCCGUUGCCAGAGGACUGACUGGCUGGAACCGAACGGAUGGCCAUUCAAGUAUACCGGCUUGGACUACUUUGGUCCGUGACGUUUGGACAUCGCACUGAGAAGAGGUGGGUCGCACUUUACUUGUCUAACCACCAGGGCUGUCCACUUGGAGAUAGCCCACGAUUUGUCAACAGAUUCCUGCAUCAUCGCUAUGAGGAAUUUCAUGUGCUGCCGUGGACCGUUGGUCAGAUUGAGGAGCGACAAUUAAAAGAACUUUAUUGGAGCAAAUCGUGAGGCCAGAAAGUUCGAUGAUGUCUUCGAACCAGAAAAGAUCCAGGAUGAGCUGUCUUCCAAGGGAAUCGAAUGGAUCUUCAACUGUCCCGUGAACGCAGCUGCCGGAGGCAUCUGGGAAAAGAUGGUCAAAUGUGUCAAGAAGGUGCUAGCGUACACUGUGGAGGAGGUGGCUCCUAAGGAACACGUACUGGAGAGCUUUCUUAUUGAGGCGGAAAAUAUUGUUAAUUCUCGUCCGCUUACCCAUCUACCAGUUACGAUGAAUCAGGAGGCACCGCUAACGCCAAACGAUUUGCUAGGAGGAGUAGCUAAUGUUCCGGAUGAUGAGAGAUCGUUUCUGGAAACGUUGGGUACACGAGUAUCUACCAACGCUUCUGCGCAGAGAGAAAUGGUGCGAGCAUGUCGAGCCUAUGCGCCCAGGGAAUCUUGUGUCGUGGAGGAAGUGUAGCCAGGAGCGGAUGGAGUACCACUACGAGGGACGGUGCGCAUUACCAAUGGCGAUCGAGCUAAGUUAAUAAUGCGUCCCAUCUCCAGGAUGGCUAUUCUGGAUGUGCUGAAUGCAGUUGCUUCACCGGGGGGGGGGGGAUGUCGUAGAACGGAUUAACAUAACGCUCAAGAUUUAGUGAAUUAACGGUAGCGCCACAUAUUUCAGUAUUUGUUAUCGAUGCUGUAACUUGUUAGAGAGAUUAUGUUGUUAAGCUAAGUGCGGUCACACGAAAUGGUGAAUUGCAAGCCAAAUAUUCCGCUCAGAUUUAUUCCGAUUGGAGAGAUCAAAGAGACUGGGAGGCAAGA